AUGAGUUCUAACAAGGCAAGUUGUCAAGUGCUGAUGACCAGUGACACGUUCGUGGGUGUGCUCCGGCGUAUGGAGAAGAAGCUGGCCACUCUGGGAGAAGCACCACCAGUGAAGGAUGAAGUGGAAUACCUGGUCUGCAUUCUGGACAGAAGCUGUUGCCACGCCGACUUGGCCAAAGUCGCACAGGAGCACCUCUUCCGGCUUCUGUGCGUCUUGCCUGCCAGGCCGGUACGGUGUGAGAAUUCUGCCCUGGUCCCUUGGGUGUGA
Molecule: messenger RNA, 267 nt
Organism: Symbiodinium sp. CCMP2456
Lineage: Eukaryota; Dinophyceae; Suessiales; Symbiodiniaceae
Source: the annotation of a GenBank genome assembly